Capronia epimyces CBS 606.96 is the source of this 1239-nucleotide messenger RNA. RefSeq lists its product as uncharacterized. Gene Ontology annotation, cellular component: endoplasmic reticulum membrane; Golgi membrane. The transcript has a single exon. The record is from RefSeq and is a predicted model, not a curated record. Gene Ontology annotation, molecular function: UDP-glucose transmembrane transporter activity; UDP-galactose transmembrane transporter activity. Gene Ontology annotation, biological process: UDP-galactose transmembrane transport. The coding region runs from base 1 to 1239 and encodes 412 amino acids. NCBI's taxonomy places the organism in Eukaryota, Fungi, Ascomycota, Eurotiomycetes, Chaetothyriales, Herpotrichiellaceae.
AUGGCGCGCCGAAAACAGAUCGCUCCCAUGCAACGCAUCAAUUCUGGCGAGAUUAUGCGUACCCCCUCAGACGAACCCGAGAAAAGCGCAGUCUACCACAAUGGACAUGUCGCGAAGACCGCCGCCUCAAGGAAGAGGGCGCAUUCCCAGACCCAGCAAUCACAUCCCGGGCUUCUGGCCCUCAUCAUUUGUGUCUCCGGGAUCUAUGCCUCCUUCCUGACCUGGGGACUACUUCAAGAGCGCAUAACGACCACACCGUACCCUGCCGACGACUCUGCGCAGGCGCAACAAGAAUACUUUCGCUUCCCUAUCGUGCUUAACACGAUCCAGGCUCUUUUCGCAUUCACAAGCGGAAGCCUGUAUCUGCUUUACAAGACUAGGUCCUUCAGGAUCCUGCCCUCAACCGCCGCCCUCGGACCGCUGCUCCUGGUAACACUGACCACUACCCUCGCUUCGCCCUUCGGCUAUGCCUCGCUCGCACACGUCGACUACCUCACCUUCGUCCUCGCCAAAUCCUGCAAGCUCCUCCCGGUCAUGGCCUUGCACGUCACGCUAUUCCGGAGGCAUUACCCCCUCUCGAAAUAUAUGGUCGUGCUUGCUGUCACCAGCGGCGUUGCAUUGUUCACACUCUACCACCCCCCAAAGCCGGGCAAGGAGCGAAGGACACAAUCCUCAAGCACGUACGGCCUGACACUGCUAGGAAUAAAUUUACUCCUUGAUGGUCUCACAAACACCGUGCAAGAUCAUAUCUUUCAGUCUCCACACCGCUACGGGAAGACUUCCGGGCCUCAGAUGAUGGUUGUAUUGAAUUUACUUGGGACGCUGCUCAUGACCGUGUAUCUUGUCGUGACACCAUAUCUUCCUGAAUCGCUGCUUCCUGCCUUCGCGCAGCCAAAUGAAACCCAUGAACUGGCCAACGCCCUGUCCUUUUUCGCCCGUCAUCCCGCAGUGUUUCACGACGUUCUUGGUUUUGCGGCGUGCGGUGCCAUUGGGCAGCUCUUUAUCUAUGCGACUCUUGAACGAUUCUCGAGCUUGCUUCUCGUCACAGUAACAGUGACGCGCAAGAUGCUUACCAUGGUUCUCAGCGUUGUUUGGUUCGGAAAAAGCAUCAGCCAUGGACAGUGGAUCGGCGUGGCUCUUGUGUUUGGCGGAAUUGCCGCCGAGGCGUAUAUACAGCACAGAGAGAAAAGGGAGAAAGAACAGCGGAAGCGGCAACUAGAGAGUCAAAAAAAAACAUAG